Messenger RNA from Mus caroli (Ryukyu mouse), 6289 nucleotides. It is a transcript of the gene Hif1an, whose product is annotated as hypoxia inducible factor 1 subunit alpha inhibitor. Gene Ontology annotation, cellular component: cytoplasm; nucleus. Gene Ontology annotation, biological process: negative regulation of Notch signaling pathway. The record is from RefSeq and is a predicted model, not a curated record. Gene Ontology annotation, molecular function: [protein]-asparagine 3-dioxygenase activity; ankyrin repeat binding; peptidyl-histidine dioxygenase activity. Lineage: Eukaryota; Metazoa; Chordata; Mammalia; Rodentia; Muridae.
CAGUUCAUCUCUAUGGUGUUCGUUGUUGUUGCUUCCGGAAAGGGCGGAGCUUUCACUUCCGGCGGGGCCGUCCCUAGAGUAGAGAUGGCGGCGACGGCAGCCGAGGUUGCGGCCUCUGGCUCUGGAGAGGCCCGGGAAGAAGCCGAAGCUCCGGGUCCGGCCUGGGAUGAGUCCCAGCUACGAAGUUACAGCUUUCCGACCAGGCCCAUCCCACGUCUGAGCCAGAGUGACCCUCGGGCGGAAGAGCUCAUCGAAAAUGAGGAGCCAGUGGUGCUGACCGACACAAACCUUGUGUAUCCUGCACUGAAGUGGGACCUCGAAUACCUGCAAGAGAAUAUUGGCAACGGAGAUUUCUCUGUGUACAGUGCCAGCACCCAUAAGUUCUUAUACUAUGAUGAGAAGAAGAUGGGCAAUUUCCAGAACUUUAAGCCAAGGUCCAACAGGGAGGAAAUUAAAUUUCAUGAGUUCGUUGAGAAACUACAAGCUAUACAGCAGCGCGGGGGAGAAGAGCGGUUGUAUCUGCAGCAGACACUCAAUGACACCGUGGGUAGGAAGAUUGUCAUGGACUUCUUGGGUUUUAACUGGAACUGGAUCAAUAAACAGCAGGGGAAACGUGGCUGGGGGCAGCUGACCUCUAACCUGUUGCUCAUCGGCAUGGAAGGAAAUGUAACACCUGCUCACUAUGAUGAGCAGCAGAACUUUUUUGCCCAAAUAAAAGGCCAUAAGAGAUGCAUCUUAUUUCCUCCGGAUCAGUUCGAGUGCCUCUAUCCAUACCCUGUCCAUCACCCCUGUGACAGGCAGAGCCAGGUGGACUUUGACAAUCCUGACUACGAAAGGUUCCCCAAUUUCCGAGAUGUGGUUGGUUAUGAGACAGUGGUUGGCCCUGGCGAUGUUCUUUACAUCCCGAUGUACUGGUGGCACCAUAUAGAGUCAUUACUAAAUGGGGGAAUUACCAUCACUGUGAACUUCUGGUAUAAGGGGGCUCCCACCCCUAAGAGAAUCGAAUAUCCUCUCAAAGCUCAUCAGAAAGUAGCCAUCAUGAGAAACAUUGAGAAGAUGCUUGGAGAGGCCUUGGGGAACCCACAAGAGGUGGGGCCUUUGUUGAACACCAUGAUUAAAGGCCGUUACAACUAACCUGCCAGAGGUCAAGGCCUCCUGUCAGGUGACUGCUAUCCUGUCCACAUGCUUCGUUGAUGAUGAGGACAGGACACUCCAAGCACUAGUAUUGCACGCUGCACUUAAUGGACUGGACUCUUGCCAUGGCCCUGGAGGCAGGUGUCUGAGGCGAGGCAGGGUAGUUGACUCCACUCCCAUUUGGAAAGGUUUCUCACCCUUGCCUCUUGAGCCCCAGAACCUUCCCUCUUUGCCCCCCUGAAGUCCUGCAUUUAGUGUGUGGAGUCCCAGCUUCUGGUUGUAAUCAUGUCUGUGUUAGUCUGUUAACCUCAGGGUGUAUGUGUGUGUGUACAUGUGUGCAUAUGCAUGUGUGUAUACACACACAUGCAUGUAUCUGUUCCUUGUUCCCUCUUCCUGGGUCAGGAUGUCACUUCUGGCUCUCAGCUCCUGUCUCCUGAAGCCUCAGUGCCUCAGCCUGGGAGGAGAGAUGCUCCUGUGUCCCUACAACAUCUGGGCUGUGGUGCCAGAAUGACUCCGCACAUCAGUCUGCCUUCUGCCAGUUUUUGCAGCAUAGUCAGGCUACAAACCAGGUGGCAAUAACUGCUGGGGCCCUAAUGGGGACAUUGAGAAGGAGGUUUAUCUUUGGGAGGUAGCCUUCUAGUGGAAGAGGAUUAGAUGAGAUUCCAGUUGAAAACUACAUGCUUAAGCCAUACAUAGAAGGAAAACUUGGGGACCUGAAACCAGGAUUGUGCAUAUGUCCAAAUACAGGCAUUUGCAGCCGUUCUCUUGAGUACCAGCUCCUGUCCCUGUGCUGCACUGAGGGAUUCUAGCUCUGACUUUUUUGGGCUCCAGGGGUAUGAACCUCUGCAUGUGUGUGUACACAGCUGCACACUUGUAUGUAUGUGUGAUCACACUUGCCAUUCUUCUUGCUCACUAAGGUUCUCAACUGCUAACAUUGUCCAGUGUGACAGUACAGCGUGAACCCCAGAUACUGCCUGACUCAGCCUAGAGCUUUUACACUCAGAUUUUAGCCAUCCCGUCUUGGUCAGAUCUUACUGCAACCUACCUAAAGCUGACUGGCUCAAGCCUCCUAGUCCUGUGUCUUUCCCUGUCUGGACCACAUCCCUGCUCCUGCUGAGUAGAUGAAUUGGGGUCAGACUUAGGCAGCUAACUCAAUACCUUUCAUCCACCUCAGGGCAAGGGGAAAAAAUGUCCUCUUGCCUCUUAUAGCCAGCGCCUCUGCCAGACCCAACAAAGCGUCGCAUGUGAGCUGGAGUAGAGCUGGGAGAGCUUGGAGAUAGAAUUUACUUUUCUGUUGGUAGCUGUUUAUGGGAGCCCUCCUCAGGGCUGCAGCUUAUAGCUGGGCAGCUCAGCGUUACACAACACAGAGCGCAAUCAUUUGUAUCUGUUAAGAGGGAAUGGGGCCCCUGCAGCUUGGCGAGUGGUGGCCCCGUGUCCACUUACCUCAAGUUCCUUCUCUGUCAACCGUCAACCUUUUUUUCUCUAAAAUCGGAGUUGGAAGUCUGAUUUUAUUCUUUUCUUUGUCACCUUUUAAUCCCCUUCCCUGUAGCUUUGACCUCCGGUGUUCAAGCUGUGGGUCUUAGCCCUGAAGCUCAGCUUCAGUGCCCCGUGGACUGAAAAGAUGCUUGUGCACCCUGUGUGCGUUUAGGGGCGGGAGCUUUAGUGCCCCGUUCUGGGGGCUCUGAUGCAGUGUGGUUGUGCAGACCUGGUACCUUCUUGAGUAUGGCUCUUUAAAUACAGCCAGUGCUGGACAAUGUGAUUGCGGUAAAGGCAUGCCUCCAUCUCUUUUGGGAAAGAGGAAUGCAGCAGAAGAGGGGGGCAGAGUGGUAUCAGUUUGGCCACCGUGGUGGAUUUUCAUUCUCCGCAGAUCUAUGGUCCUGGCUCUGCCCUCAAAGGUGUCUGGGAUGUGUGGCAGGGAGUCUGGAUCUGCUCGGUUGACCCUUCAGUGUAACUCUGCUCUCACGGGUCUGACCUAGGGUGGCUGAGGGCAGGGAGAGAGAAGGUGAGCUUAGGCACCAUCACAGGAUUGGCCCUGAUGCUGGGAUGAUGUCAUGGCUGUUCCUGAUCUUAGACACCUGAUGUGUACCUGUUGUUUCCAGCUCUGUCCCUCACAGUGCUGCGUGGUAGCCCCUUUACAGAUGAAGAAACCACUGAGAGUAGGUGAAGAGUGGUAGACAAGAGCAAACCUAAUGCCAUUUAGCUAUAAACCCACUACUCCCCUGCUCCUCCAUUUCUUCCAAAUGCUGUUGGUUCUCUACCUCACCUCAAGCCUCGUUCCCUAGACAGUGUGCAGGUAGACUCAGGCAAGAGGGUGUGGACGGGUGAAAGGCUUUGGGGGUUCCAGCUAGAGACAUGGAAAAGCUGCCUAGAAAGCCAUCUUAACAAGCUAAGGGUUCUGGGAAGCAGCAGAAAAGUGAGCUCCGGCCCUGCUGAGGAAAGGGGUGCUGUAUGCCCCGUAGCUCCUCUCACCACACCUCUGUGUGCUGAGAAGUAGCUCUAGUAACUCCAUUCAUGUUCUGCUGGGCCACUUCCUCCUGGGGAUGGCAAGCAGGGUCUCACCUAGGCUAGGGUCUCAACCCUAGGGCUGUUGAGGCUCCAGUUGUACUUGCAGCAGAGCAGGCAUCUCUAUUGUGUACCCAUUCUAGCCAACGGCCUGGGAGUCAGACGUGCCAAGGAAGGUGGAGAACUGGGCUUGUCCAGGGGUCAGCCAUCUUGCAGGCUCUCGUGUUUAUACCAGCAGUACAGUGAAAACUACUGUUUUGUGAAGUCAAAUAUUUGCUGGGGGGUUAGAGUUAUGGGGUGGAGGAGGGGCUGUUCUGGGCAUCAGUUGAGCAGAUGCCCAGGAUGCCUGGGGGAGACCAGCUUCCCCUACAAAUCAGAGCUCUAAAUUACAAGGUUUUUACCAACGCGAACAGUUGGGGGAAGUCGUCUGCUCUCAUUUGCGUAAUGGUUUCUGUCACUGGUGAUUAGACACAGGAUGAAGGAAAAGAAAUUUGACAAUUAGGAAUGAGCCAUCAUUAAUCUGAAUCUGUUAGGAGACAGAGAGGGGAAGGCUCCUUACUAUUGGGCCAACCUAGUAUGGGGAGACACUCCCUAUCUCUGACCCCAGAAUCUUGUGGGCCAGGUACCCUUUUGGAGUUCCCACAAGUGUGGGUAGAGCUUGCAUGCCUUCAUAGACUGGAGUCCAGUCCCAGCUUGAGGUGGGUUUGCAAACAGACAUCUUUCUGCCUGAGCCCUCGCAGUUGAAGGUAGGUAGGCUGGCUACCACGUGUGCUUAGUUACAGGAAGGAUCUCUGUAGUAGUCAACACUGUUGCGCUCCACCUGUGACAGGGAUCUGUCACUUUGAAGCACUUGAGCUUGUGCGGGAAGCCUGAGCUUCAUCAAACCCCAGACACUGGUGGAAGUUGGAAAGGAAACCGUAUGAAGAGUAGCAGAGCCUAGGUGUGUGCAAGGAGGGGUGUGAGGAAGAGCUGGGUCCAGCACAGGCUGUCUGGGAGGAGACUCAGCCUCUCAGCAGCAUUGUCUUACUCUGGAUCAGCAAGCCACUGCUGUGGGGAACAUUGAGGUUCCUGGCUCAGUGACCCAGUGAUGUGGCUAUUGAAAAAUGGAGAGUCCAGCGUAGAUCUUCCAGUGUUUGCGAGUUACCUCACCACUCACCCCCGUCCCUGUAAACGCCUAAGAAUAUUAGUCUGUACCAAGUAGUGGUCCUCACCAUUAGUGUGUUCCUUAGACCCCAGGCCCCCUCAAGGCUUGGAGGGGGCUCCUCUCUCUCCUUUCAUAAUGUGAACUUCUCAAGGAUGGUGCUAUCUCAGUCCUUGGUAAGUUCCCUACCUCUGUUGUCUUUCAUCCUUCAAAACUUGGUGCAGAAUUUAGCAAGGGCUACCAGCAGGGACCCUCUGACCAGGUGUGGGGAUGGGGAUAGCUCAGGGUUCUAGAGGCCAGGCCUUUCCAGUUCCUGUUUCUCUUGGUGUCCUCUUAACCCAUCUUUAAGAGGAUCCUUGAGCUUUCUCCUACCUAGGCUCUCAAGUGGCCUCUUUACUAAGGCUCUUUUCCUCAAAGACGCUCUCUGGCUCCAAGUGCUGGGCAGCCUGGCUGGAGGAUCCCUCUCCACAGGGUCUGUCCCUGCCCCUGCUUCACUUCUGACCUCAGGUAGCUUUGUUGCUGUGUCCUUGCUGAGUUGCUGUGUCCGUCUGCUCUGUCCACUUACCAUUCCUCGGUCUUUCCAUGCUGGGUCAUUGUCUUACUCUGGCCAUCCUUCCUACUUUUUCUUCAGCCAGCUCUGUUUAAUUAUAGACCUAUAGGGUCCUGCCUGGAGCCCCGUUGAGCACUUUGGGGACGUUUCUGGAGGAACAGAGGCUCAGAAACUGGUGUCCUCAAGGCCCAUGGGCCUGUGGUUAGCGAAGCCUCGGAGACAACUGGGGAGGAACUUGGAGAGGUGAAGGACUUGGUGAGGAGACUUGGAGAAAGAGGCCAGGCUUGGGAAAGCAGGGUGGCAGGAGCGAGCUCUGUGUUUCCAUGAGUGUGUCCUUGUGCCUUAGGGUCCAGCAGUUCAGGGAUGAGGGGCAUUUUCUGAAUGUCUCCUAAUUUCUCUCAGGUCUUUGGCUCAGUGUCACCAAGUUUGACAGACCCCUUCGUUCCUGAGCUUGCUAGAAGGGAAGCAGCACGUUGAGUGGUGUGGUGUGGUGUGGUGUCACGAGCGGAGGCCUCCCAUGCAGAAGGCUGGGGUGGUAGGGACAAGAGAAAGGGCCCAGUGGUCGGCUUCUCACCGAUGACUCUCCAUGCCUCAAGAGACUAAGUAUAGUAGUUGGUUCAAGAAGUUACUCUAAAACUGCCUGCCCUCUUCACCUAAAGUCUCUUCUCAUUUCGGGGAGGAAUGCAAGUCCUUAAUUUUCAAGGGAAGACAGUCAGUCUAGUGUUUAAAAGCAUUGUCUGGGGUCUGGUCCCUUUGGUACAUUUCUAGCUUGCUACUACUUACCAGCUGGGUUUGACCUUGGUUGAUUGAUUGAACCUGAGUCUCGGUUUCCUUUCCUAUAAUGACUUGUGGGGGUGGGGGUUUGAAAAUAUCUACCUCAGGGUUGCUGGAUGAACUGAAAUGAUGUCUGUAAAGCUUUAGCACAGUGCCUGGCAAGCACUUAAUAAACGGCUGUGGUGGUG